This is a messenger RNA of Prorocentrum cordatum, 2979 nucleotides long. Lineage: Eukaryota; Dinophyceae; Prorocentrales; Prorocentraceae. The record is from the annotation of a GenBank genome assembly.
AUGGAGCGGGCCCCGGGACCUCGGGACUGGGCGGCGCGGGAUUACGCUCCUGGCUCCUUGUGCAUCAACACCUCGGCGCCCUUCCAGGUGGACGCCGCCUUCCCCGUCGGCGCCGACGGCGUGCUGAGCUCGAUGGAGGUGACGGUCUCGCAGGGCGGCGGGGCCUGCUCGCUGGAGCUGCGGGUCGGCGCCGCCUACGGUGGCCUGCAGGACCUGUCGGCGGUCCUGGCGGCAGGGGUGACGCCGGUGGUCAGCUACUGGAGCGACACUAACCUGAUGUGGCUGGACGGCAAGGGCAACGACGGCCUCGGCCCCUGCGACUGGGACGACUCCGCGCUGUGCGCGAGCUCGGUCCAGUUCUACGACUUCACCGUGGAGGAGCUCCAGGCCCCGAGCGGGGCAGCGGCCGCCUCCGCGGUCCCCGCCGCCUCGGUGGCCACCGGCGCCGCGGCCGAGCUGGAGCUGGUGUCGUCGCCCCCCUUCGACUGCACCCACGGCUACCAGAAUUGGCAGCAGGGGUGGUCGGACGCCAAGAAGGAGUGGUGUUGCAGAAGCGCUCGGCUCGGCUGCGAAGACGAAGGGGCCGCGCCCGCGGCGGACGAAUGCCCCGGCUCGGUGGAGGUCGCCGGCUACGGGCAGGCUGCCAUGGUGCCCACCGGCUGGGGCUAUCCGGGCGCGGGGUCGAAGCUCGUGGAGGUUCGGAACGGGAUGACUGUCGCCCCACGGAUUGGCAGCCGUCUAUACUUCGCAGACCGUUGCGUGGGCGGCGUGUACAACAAUGACGAGUACCUGGCCGUCAACCUGCUUGACAAGACCCUGCGGUACGUGACUGACUUGUCGGGAGCCGGAUGUGGCUGCAAUGCCGCUCUUUAUUUGACGUCCAUGCGCCAUAAUUCAAACGCCUCGUCUUGUGGGGACACUGUGGCGGACUGCGACGCGUACAGCGCAUGUGGCGUCAGCUGCGCGGAGAUCGACAUCCAAGAGGCCAACCAGUAUUCGUGGCACUCCACUCUGCACGCUUCUGGAGACGCCAGCGGCGUUGGCGGGGGUUACGGCGGCGGCGGUGCUGCGUGGAGUGGUCCUCGAGACUGGGGUGCGGCCGAGUACGCGCCGGGGGCCAAGUGCAUUGACACCACAGCCCCCUUCGAGGUCGCGGCGUCUUUCCCCACGGACGGCUCGGGAAUCUUGCGUGCCGUGGAGGUGGUGCUGUCGCAGGCGGGCCACUCGUGCACGCUGUCCCUCAGCGUUCACGAGUACGGUGGCAUGCCCGAGCUGUCGCGGGCCCUCUCCGCGGGCAUGACGCCGACUAUCAGCUACUGGAGCGAUGACGAUAUGUUGUGGAUGGACGGGAAGGGCGCUGACUCCAAGGGGCCUUGUGCUGCAGACAGCACGGCGAGCUGCGCGGACUCCGUGCAGUUCUACGGCUUCUCCAUCGAGCCCAUGGCAGACAGGACGGGCCCCGAAGUCACCACCAGUCAGCCAGCAGCCGCCACUGCUCCCGCCGACGCCUCCGCUGCAGCUGAGGCGGCCGCCUCGGCCUCCCAGCCGUCCGUACCAGAGGUGGGCGUCGGCAGCCUCCCUUCGCCCGCGGCUGUGCCCGCCACCGCGGGCCCGGCGCCCAGCGCCAGCGGCGCCGAGUUUUCCACCACGUCGCCGCUGUCUCUUCGCCAGACUCUGACCAACGAUCUGGAGCAGCAGACGACCCGUGCCGCCUCCGUCGCCGAGCCUCCAGCGGUGGAGCCCUCGACAACGGCGGAGCGGGCGCUGGUGGUCACAACCGCGUCAGCCACGUCCUCGUCCCCAGCCGCUGCGGAGCUGCACCCUGCCGUCGCCACCACAGCCGAGCCGUCCGGCGAGGAGGAGCGCUCGUCUUCAGGCACUGCAGCGGUGCCGCCAGAGGCCCCGCCGACGCCAGAGUGCCCUGGCACCGUCGAGGUGGUCGGGUACGGCGAGGUGGACCUGGUCCCGACCGGUUGGGGCACGCCAGCGGGGGUCGGCGCCGAGGUCGCCGUGGAGGACGGGAGGCACGUGGUGUCGCACAUGGGCUCCCGGGCGUAUUUCGCCGACACGUGCACUGCGGGUGCUUAUGACCGCCAUCAGUACAUUGCCCCCAACCUCCUUGGAAAGAGGCUGCGCUACACGACGGACGUGUCGGGCGCAGGCUGCGGCUGCAAUGCGGCCUUCUACCUGGUGUCCAUGCGGCAGAACAAGGAGACAUCUGAGUGCGGGGAUUACUACUGCGACGCAAACAGUGUGUGCGGCCAGUCGUGCGCCGAGAUCGACAUCCAGGAGGGCAACAUGCACUCGUGGCACUCGACCCUGCACACGAGGGACGACCCCAGCGGCCUUGGCGGCGGCUACGGCGGCGGCGGCGACGAUUGGAGCGGCCCGCGGGACUGGACGGAUGCGGAAUACGGUCCCGGCGGCAAGUGCAUCGACACCAGGUAUGCGUUCAACGUAUCGGCGUAUUUCUUCGUCGAUUCCACCGGAAUUCUUGCGGCUAUGAACGUGACCCUCUCGCAGGUAGGCAGCCCCUGCAUUGUGUCGACGAACAUUCCGCAGUACGAGGGGAUGUUGGCCUUGACCGACGCGCUGUCGGCAGGGAUGACCCCGGUCCUGAGCUACUGGAGCGCCAACGACAUGCUAUGGAUGGACGGCCGCGGCAAGGACAUGAAGGGCGCCUGCAAGAAGGACGCCGCCGACGCCUGCUCCGAGUCGGUCAAGUUCUACGACUUCUCCAUCCAGUACAUCGACGCGGAGCAGGCGCGCUCGAACGUCGUCCACAAAACCGCCCACAACAACAGAGCGUCGCACCACGACAACCCCCAUCGCAGUGCUGGUCUCGGUACCAGUGACGACGGCGACCAGUACGGCGACGCAGACCCUCCCAGCAGCCUGCCAACGGUGACGCCAGUAUGCCCAGGCAACGUCUCCGUCGACGGCUACGGGGACGUGUCGAUCGCCCCUCCCCUCUCUUAA